Lasiosphaeria miniovina is the source of this 702-nucleotide messenger RNA. RefSeq names its product carbohydrate esterase family 4 protein. The record is from RefSeq and is a predicted model, not a curated record. Bases 1 to 702 code for a protein of 233 amino acids. Gene Ontology annotation, biological process: carbohydrate metabolic process. Gene Ontology annotation, cellular component: membrane. Lineage: Eukaryota; Fungi; Ascomycota; Sordariomycetes; Sordariales; Lasiosphaeriaceae. Gene Ontology annotation, molecular function: chitin deacetylase activity. The transcript has 2 exons.
AUGCGCUACUUUGCCCACCGCUGGGGCGACGACGUGCUGUGGCGCCUGUGGCUGCCGUCGUCGCACCGCGUCGUAGCCCUGACUAUCGACGACGCGCCCUCGGACUACUCGCCCGACAUUUUGCGCGCCCUGGCCGCCUCGGGCGCCCGCGCUACCUUUUUUGUUGUUGGCUCCCAGGUCCCCGGCCGCGAGGCCGUCCUGCGCGACAUUGUCCGCGCCGGCCACGAGCUCGCCAACCACGGCAUGCACGACGAGCCCGCCCGCACCCUGUCCGACGCAGAGCUCGAGCGCCAGAUCCGCGACACCCAGCGCUACAUUGACGACGCCUACUGGUACGCCUACCACUCGCCCGACGACGGCCCCCCGCCCGAUGACGUGUACGCGCCGCCGCGGCUGAACAACUACUACCGGCCGGGGUCGGGCUUCUUCAGCGCGCGCAUGCGGGCGCUGAUGCGCAAGCUCGGUCGCCGGAUCGUGCUCGGCAGCAUCUACCCGCACGACGCGCAGAUCGGCUACUGGUGGGUCAACGCCAAGCACAUCCUCAGCAUGCUGAGCCCCGGCGGCAUCAUCAUCUGUCACGACCGCCGCAGCUGGACCGUCCCCAUGCUGCAAAAGGUCCUGCCCGAGAUGCAGCGCCGCGGCUACCGCGCCGUCACCAUCACCGAGCUGCUCGACGAGGGCGCUGCGCUGGCGGGGGAUUAA